AUGGCAGGUCUGAAAGACGAAGAAUGCAGAACGAAUUUCCGCCAACAUGUGUCUAUUGGAGUCGAUGGGCCAGGAAAGGUAUGCUACAAGGAAGAGCUUUACGCGGAAGUCGAUGUAGUGUACCGUCGAAUGACACGUGGAAGAUAUCAACAUUUUGCAAAGCCAUCGAAAGUGGCUAAAGAAAAUCGUCUACGCUUCUUUGGUAAUAUAAUAGGGAGACCAGCAGAUCGCCUUGUUCAACGAGUUUUGAGGAGUCUCUCCGAUUCAAGCUAG
Messenger RNA from Necator americanus (New World hookworm), 273 nucleotides. RefSeq lists its product as uncharacterized. The record is from RefSeq and is a predicted model, not a curated record. Lineage: Eukaryota; Metazoa; Nematoda; Chromadorea; Rhabditida; Ancylostomatidae. The coding region runs from base 1 to 273 and encodes 90 amino acids. The transcript has 2 exons.